Messenger RNA from Crotalus tigris (Tiger rattlesnake), 2548 nucleotides. RefSeq names its product LIM homeobox 2 (gene LHX2). The coding region runs from base 901 to 2097 and encodes 398 amino acids. NCBI's taxonomy places the organism in Eukaryota, Metazoa, Chordata, Lepidosauria, Squamata, Viperidae. The record is from RefSeq and is a predicted model, not a curated record. Gene Ontology annotation, molecular function: RNA polymerase II transcription regulatory region sequence-specific DNA binding; DNA-binding transcription factor activity, RNA polymerase II-specific. The transcript has 5 exons. Gene Ontology annotation, biological process: regulation of transcription by RNA polymerase II; neuron differentiation. Gene Ontology annotation, cellular component: nucleus.
UCAGGGACCCUCCUGGCCACUUUGGGAAAAAUCGGAGCCGGAGUCUGUGCCCCGUCCUUUCUGCGCUGCCAGAGGGCCGAGAGAGCGAGCCGCGGUAGCCAAGCGGCCGCCUGGACGGCGCGGCCCGGCCGGGCGGUUGCCCAGGCGGCGGGGGAGCCUUCGCCCUUCCCGGCCCGAGCCGGCCACCGGGCGAGCACAUGGUGGACGGAGCACCGGGCGGGCGGGGAGCAGCCAAUGGGCGCCGGGCCCGACGUGAUGUCAGAGCGGCGCUAGAAAAGGCGCGGAGCCUUGCGCGGGCUGGGACUGCGGCGGCUCCUGCCCGGAACGCGGCUCCUCCUCCCGGUCCUCCCCCUCCUCCUCCUCCUCCUUCUCCAGCCUCGCCUUCCCGCCCGCUGCCUCGGUCCUCGAAGCGGCAGCCGGGCUCAGCAGCCGCCGCCGCCGCCACCGCCGCGCCUGCCGGAGGAAAAAGCAGCAGCAGAAGCGGCAGAGGCGCAGAGCCGGCCCUGAUCCCGCCCGCCUCCCUCCCUCCUUGCGCGGAUCCGGCCCGCUCGGCCGUGCCCGCCGCAGCGCCUGGGCCUCUCCCAGCCCCGGAGCCGUCCCGAGCGCCGCCGGGAGAAGCCCAAGCGCCCGCCGUCCGUGCGCCCCCCCCCCAGCCUGGAGCUCGCCAUGCUUUAAGACCGGCCGUCGCAGCCUUCCGUUUCUCCGCCGCCGGCCGGGGCCGGGGCGGCCUCCCCCGGCGGGCGGACCCAAGCCAGCCCGGGGGGGGUGGGUGGAGGAGGAGGACGGGGAGGCAGCGGAGGCGAGACGGGGCGGCCGGCCGGCCGGGCCGAGGAAUGGCACCUCCGCCUCGCCGCGCGUAACCGGAGAGCGGCGGAGAGGCGCGGGGCCUCCGGCGCGGCCAUGCUCUUCCACAGCCUGGCCGGUUCCGAGAUGCGCGGCGUCAUCGACCAGAUGGACCGGCGGAGCAAGGCGGACGCUCCCGCCAUCACUUCGGCCAUCGACCGAGGCGAGACCGAAACGCACGCCAUGCCGUCGGUGAGCAGCGAGCGGGCCGCCCUGUGCGCGGGCUGCGGCGGGAAGAUCUCGGACCGCUACUACCUCCUGGCGGUGGACAAGCAGUGGCACAUGCGUUGUCUGAAGUGCUGCGAGUGUAAACUCAACCUGGAGUCCGAACUCACCUGUUUUAGCAAAGACGGCAGCAUCUAUUGCAAGGAAGACUAUUACAGGAGAUUCUCGGUGCAGCGCUGCGCUCGCUGCCACUUGGGCAUCUCAGCUUCGGAGAUGGUGAUGCGCGCCCGGGACUCGGUUUACCACCUGAACUGUUUCACCUGCUCCACCUGCGCCAAGAUGCUGACCACCGGCGACCACUUCGGCAUGAAGGACGGGCUGGUUUACUGCCGCCUGCACUUCGAGGCGCUGCUGCGCGACGAGUACCAGCUCCACUUCAACCGCGCCGAGGGGGUGGCCGGCAAGGGCUCCCCGCUGGGGGCCGCCGCCUCGCUGGGCCUGCCCUACUACAACGGCGUGGGCACCGUGCAGAAGGGGCGGCCCAGGAAGCGGAAGAGUCCGGGCCCCGGGGCCGAGCUGGCCGCCUACAACGCAGCCCUGAGCUGCAACGAGAACGACAGCAGCCCCCUGGAUCGGGACCAGCACUACCCCAGCAACCAGAAGACCAAACGCAUGAGGACCUCCUUCAAACACCACCAGCUGCGGACAAUGAAAUCCUAUUUUGCUAUUAAUCACAACCCAGAUGCCAAGGACUUGAAGCAGCUCGCGCAAAAAACGGGUUUAACCAAAAGGGUGCUCCAGGUCUGGUUCCAGAACGCCCGAGCCAAAUUCCGACGGAACCUCUUACGCCAGGAGAACACGGGAGUGGACAAGGCGUCCGAUUCGGCCCUCCAGGCCGGCACCCCAUCCGGACCGGCAUCGGAGAUCUCCAAUACCUCCCUAAGCCCCUCCCGGACCCCCACCACCUUAACAGACUUGACGAACCCUAGCAUGCCCUCCGUGACUUCGGUCUUGGGCUCCGUGUCCGGCAGCUUGGACGUCCACGAAUCCCGCAGCCCUUCACAGACCACACUGACCAACCUCUUCUGAUGAACCCCGCCACGGCUCCAGGGGCGGCGUGCGCGCGUCUCUGUGUGUCUUACCUUUUUAAGGAAAGAAACGAUUCUUAGUCCAACUCCAAAUGGAUUUUUUUUUUUCUUUUUCAACUUGGGACACCGCUGGGCUACAGCUCCACCGCCGGGCGAGGUCCGAAAGGCCCCCCCCCGUGGAUUGGAGGGCUGACUUGGAAUGACCACUGCCCACACAACAUUUGUGUCCGUGUACAGUUUUAUGGAUUUGGGCCAGGGAAAUGGCAAUUAAUUUAAGUUGGCUAAAGCUUGUGUGAUAUUUUUUCUUUUUCAGAGACUGCCACGUGCCUUAUUUACUGUCCAUUUCUUUUACUCCUAAACCCCGGCCUAUUUUUUUUUUCCUUCCCCCUUUCUCUCUCUGUAUAUUUAUGACCACGUCCGAGACCACGCAAACUACAGGAAGGAGGGGCGGG